Gryllus bimaculatus (two-spotted cricket) is the source of this 2789-nucleotide messenger RNA. NCBI's taxonomy places the organism in Eukaryota, Metazoa, Arthropoda, Insecta, Orthoptera, Gryllidae. The record is from the annotation of a GenBank genome assembly.
GUGAUGAAAGUGAUUUCGCCUUCAUGGAUUGUAUGGUGGUAGUGGAGUGGUGUGUCGUCAGCUGAACCAAUCUGAAUGAUAUUGUAUGAAACGGAAGGCAAACGCAACGUUAGUGUAUAGGUAGUGGUUCGUGUAAAAGGCUUCCGUCAAUAAAAUGAACGAAGAUAGGGAUCGAGAAGAUGAUCCGUUUCGAGAAUUAUGGAUUUCUAACUGGGAGCAACAAUGUGUCGAACAGCUUGAAAGUGAACCUGAUUAUGAAAGGCAACUCCAAAGUGAACGAGACUUGACUAAUCAAAAAGUGUGGAUUUCCUUUCAGAAUAGUGCCACUGCAGUCGCACAGUUGUAUAAAGAGUCCUCUGAAGGUAUAAGACGUACCAGUGAGUUAGGAUUAUUAUGCGGUUAUCAACGAAGGAAUAAAGAAAUCCUUAAUUGGGCCCGCAAGAAGCGACACCACAUCCGAAGAGAAGAUCUUCUAGCUUACCUUGCUGGCAGAGCUGCACCUCCACGACCUCAGCAUCAUAGGUCAUCUCCUAAACCUCGAAUCAUGCUAUCUGAGCGACACAGCUCCCCCCAUAGCCUUCAAAUGGAAGCAAAUCACGAUCUACAUCACCAUGGUAGCACAGAAGACGGUGUGAAUAUUGAUGAUGAUCUACACACUUUCAGGGAAGCGUUAUCAGUAUCAAAUUCUCCCAUGAGUCGGCGUCAACGUUCAUCAGAGCUUAGUGCAUUCAUUGCCAGUGAGUUUGCUCGACAUUGUAAGCGCCCAGCACCUGCCAGCCCAACACAUGAUGUCAAUAUGGACUCUCCUACUCAUAAACGUUCACGACUUAUGUAAUUGGGUGACAAGCGGUUACCUAUGAAGGAGGCUCAUACUUUUUUUCAUUGUGCCUGUUUACAAAACUAGUUACGUAUUUCAGCUAAUUACAGAUGAAGUUUAAGGCCAAUAGUAAAUGCCUUUUUUUCAGUGCUCGUGAAAUAGCAUAGAAAUGGAAAGUUGGAUUGCCAAGUUGCCUUGUGUUGCUCUACUUGGUUAAAUCUUUUCAUCACCAAAUAUAUUUUUUUUUUUUAUUGUAGUCCAAUUUAUAUUUUCCAAGACGUGCAAAUUGCUUUCUGUAUCAAACAAGGGAAACAAGUGGAUGCAAAAGUAUGAAUCAUAUCUCCAUUCAAACCAAGUGAUUUAUUCAGAAUCAGUAAUACCCUUAUAUAAUAUGUAAUUAGUAUUUUUAGAUGAUGAGAAUAGAUAUAUUUUGUAUUGAACCUCUGUAUUAAUUUAUUUGAAAUGUUUAUUUUUAUUGUAUUCAAUGAUGUCAGUGCACUGAUCAUAAGUUAUAAUAACUUUAUUUUUUCAAAUAUCUUGUUUGUUGUUAUGACUUCAUUCUAGCACUACUUGGUUUCACCUUCUACUGAAUAAGUGAGAAGGGAGAUACUGUAGUAUAUCAAUCUUUGAAUUUGUACAAUACAGUCAGUGUUGACAUGAAAUUUGCUUCCAUGUUUUGUGAAGAAACUGAAAAUUCACUUUUCUGUAUGCUACAUGCAGUAAAAUAAAAGACAAUGCAGAAGGUUUUUUAUUAUUUUUAUGAAAGUUGAAUCAUGCACAUUCAGAAAUAACUGAAAAUUAGCAUGAACCUAAGAACAAAAACUAUUUUCAUGUGCCUUCAUAAUAAAUCAUAUGGCACCCAUUGCAAUUAUUGAAGGUCUUCAUUUACUUUUUUUAUGUAGUGUAGGAAGGAAUUUGCUAAAAACAAUAGUCAAUCAAAUUGGGUUAUGUUUCGUGUAAAGUAUAUGGAAACAUUUGUAGUGUUACAUUCUGUGUCUUCAGAAUUGUAUAUUAGAUAGUAGUAUUUUGAACUAUUGUACUUCUUUUAAAAGAAAUUUACAAUUUCUCUUUAAUCAUAUUUGCAUUUUAAUAUGAAAUCAGCACAUGAACAAGUUGCAUAUUUCUGCUGUUGAUUUAAAUUUUUAUACAUUUCUUCAGUGCCAAUGCUGUGUAAUGAUUGCAUUUGAUGCAUUCAGUGCUUUCUAGGCAACAUACACUUAAGAAUGUGCAGCAUUUUCCUUUGGGACAUUUAAUGUAUAAUAGGAAAAAAAUGUUGCACGCCAAAUGUGAUCUGUUGUGAAAAGUGAUAAUGUUUAUCUUAGGCUUAUGCUGAUACAGGAUAUUUUCUAAUGGUAACUUGCAGCAGUGAAGAAUGCAAGCACAACGUAUCAAGUGAAAAGUGGAAUUCUUUAUCAUGCAAAGUGAUGGAUCAGCAAAUGUUUUUCUAUGAACUUCAAUGAAGUCUAGUACUAAGUGAAAAUUUUGUUUGAUUCUAAUUAUUAAAUUAUUUGUGUAGAGUAGUAAUGUUUGUAAAAGAUACUUUCUGCAUGCUAAAUGAUCUACAGUGUUUAUUCCACUCAUGUAAAUUGGUUUUACUGCUGUUUUUGAAAUGAUAAGUUUAAGGCUUGGUAGUGGGUUAAUUCCAUUUCAGUCAUUUCAUCUUGAAGUAGAUGAAAUAUGUUGCUUGUUAUUCGUUGGUAUAUAUGUUUUGUUACGAGAAACAAUGAGUUUGCACGUAUUGUCCUUUGUUUCAUACAGACCUGUACAGUCAAUUGAUUGUAAUAUAUACUAACAAAAUGAAAGUGCAUUGUUUUAUAUCCACUUUACAUGGUGAUUUUGUUACUGAUUUCCCUCAAAAAAUUUCAGGAAAGUACAAUAUGCUUACCAGGUAACUGUCUUGUAUUUCAAAGGGAUCUUGCCAAGUCGUGAAUUUCUCCCCAAAUGGCAGAAAUGCUACAAAUAAUGUAAAGGC